Molecule: messenger RNA, 594 nt
Organism: Acanthocheilonema viteae
Lineage: Eukaryota; Metazoa; Nematoda; Chromadorea; Rhabditida; Onchocercidae
Source: the annotation of a GenBank genome assembly
AUGCCGGAAGGUUCAUCGAAAAUUGUUGUACCGGAAGGAAAAGUACCGGACGAGUUGGAGAAGCAAGUAUCAAAUGCGAUCGCUGAUUUAGAAAGUAAUUCCGAUAUUCGUGCUCAAUUGCGUGAACUUUACAUUGUCGGCGCGAAGGAAGUUGAUGUACCAAAUGCUAGUAACAAAAAGAGUAUCAUCGUCUAUGUGCCUGUACCACAAUUGCGACAGUUUCAAAAAAUUCAGCCUCGCCUUGUGCGCGAAUUGGAAAAGAAAUUUAGUGGCAAGCAUGUCGUAUUUAUUGCCAGGCGUCGUAUAUUACCAAAACCUAAACGUGGUAAGAACAGGAAACCACAAAAACAGAAGCGUCCACGUUCACGUACUCUAACUGCGGUGCAUGAUGCAAUGCUUGCUGAUUUAGUAUAUCCUGCUGAAGUUGUCGGACGAAGAAUUAGAGUGAAGUUAGAUGGGAAGCGUAUCAUGAAGGUGCAUCUUGAUAAAACUCAGCAGACAAAUGUUGAACAUAAGGUGGAUACAUUUUCUGCGAUCUACAAGCAUCUUACAGGAAAAGAUAUUGCUUUCGAAUUUCCUGAACCUCUUUUUUAA